UUGGAAUCCCCGACACCACCUUUCUCGACAACCCACCCAGGAAGCCAACUUCCCAACCGUCAAAAUGGCCCGCCGUCCCGCGAGAUGUUACCGCUACUGCAAGAACAAGCCCUACCCUAAGUCCCGGUUCAACCGUGGUGUUCCCGACCCCAAGAUCCGCAUCUUCGAUCUUGGACGUAAGAAGGCCAACGUCGAUGACUUCCCCCUCUGCGUUCACCUCGUCUCCAACGAGUACGAGCAGCUGUCCUCCGAGGCCCUCGAAGCUGCCCGUAUUUGCGCCAACAAGUACCUCGUGAAGAUCGCCGGUAAGGAAGGUUUCCACCUCCGUGUCCGCGUCCACCCCUUCCACGUCAUCCGUAUCAACAAGAUGUUGUCCUGCGCCGGAGCCGAUCGUCUCCAGACCGGUAUGCGUGGUGCCUUCGGUAAGCCCCAGGGUACCGUUGCCCGUGUGAACAUCGGCCAGAUCAUCCUGUCCGUCCGCACCCGUGACUCCAACCGCGCCACCGCCAUUGAGGCCCUCCGCCGCUCCAUGUACAAGUUCCCCGGUCGCCAGAAGAUCAUCGUCUCCAAGAACUGGGGUUUCACCCCCGUCCGCCGCGAGGACUACGUCCAGCUCCGCCAGGAGGGCAAGCUCAAGCAGGACGGUGCCUACGUCCAGUUCCUCCGUGGCCACGGUCUCAUCGAGGAGAACAUGAAGCGCUUCCCCGAGGCCUACGAGAACCUGUCCCAGGCUUAGAUUUUCUGAGUCCGGGAUGUGUGUUCGCGUAGUGUGAUGGGUGUUAAGUGGGAAAAAGAAUGUUCAUUAGCAUUUCAUCGUGUUCUCUUUUUUUUU
This is a messenger RNA of Aspergillus saccharolyticus JOP 1030-1, 832 nucleotides long. Its product is annotated as 60S ribosomal protein uL16. The coding region runs from base 65 to 736 and encodes 223 amino acids. The transcript has 3 exons. NCBI's taxonomy places the organism in Eukaryota, Fungi, Ascomycota, Eurotiomycetes, Eurotiales, Aspergillaceae. Gene Ontology annotation, cellular component: cytosolic large ribosomal subunit; ribosome. Gene Ontology annotation, biological process: ribosomal large subunit assembly; translation. Gene Ontology annotation, molecular function: structural constituent of ribosome. The record is from RefSeq and is a predicted model, not a curated record.